GCAGGUUUGUGAUGUUAUUACCGGGCAGAGACAGACCGAGACUCCGAGACGAUGACGGCCGCCAGCAAGAAGAAGCCCAAAGAGUCUCAGCAGGAUGAGGAGUAUGUGGACGUCAGCCCUCCGCAGAGGAACUGGAAGGGCAUUGCAAUCUCUUUGCUGGUGAUCGUGGUGGUCUGCUCGCUCAUCACCAUGUCUGUGGUCGUCCUCACACCCGUUGAACUUCCCGGCAGCAGCAAGUCCAGGCUGACUGUGGCAGAUCUUUACAAACCAGAGUUCAGCAUUCACGACCCCGAGGCCAAGUGGAUUAGCGAAAGAGAAGGAAAGGUUUCUUUCAAGGUGGCAAAGUACUCCCUGUCUGCAGAUCUAAAGUAUGCACUCUUUGCCUAUGACGUCAAACGGAUGUACAGAUAUUCAUACACCGCAUCUUAUAUCUUGUACAACAUCUACACGAGGGAGGUAAGGGAGCUGAAUCCUCCCGAGGUCCACAAUGCUGUGCUCCAGCACGCAGCCUGGGGACGACAAGGACAGCAGCUGAUCUACAUCUUUGAGAAUAACAUCUACUACCAGUCAGACGUGAGGAGCAACUCUCUGAGAAUCACCUCCUCUGGGAUGGAGGGAGUCAUUUUCAACGGGCUCACUGACUGGCUAUACGAAGAGGAGAUUCUACAUUCAUAUUUGGCUCACUGGUGGUCUCCUGAUGGAGAACGACUGGCCUACCUCACCAUCAACGACACACUGGUACCCAACAUGGUUCUUCCCCAGUUCACCGGCAGCACGUACCCCCGAGGCCUACAGUACCCAUAUCCAAUGGCCGGUCACGUCAAUCCUACAGUCAAGCUGUCGGUGGUCAGCCUGGUUGGUGCGACGCACACUCAGGAGAUGCAGCCUCCCGAUCAGCUCGCGCUCAGGGAUUUCUAUAUCACCAUGGUGAAGUGGAUCAGUAAUACUCACCUCGUCGUGCAGUGGCUCAAUCGGCCCCAGAACGCUUCUCUGCUUACUGUGUGUGACGCAACAAUAGGAGUCUGUCUUCAGAGACAUGAGGAGUCUUCAGAGACGUGGCUUUCCAGACAGGGACAGGAUCCACUGUUCUCCAAGGACAGGAGCCGGUUUUUCCUCACGCUGCCUGUGAAGCAGGGAGGUCACGGAGACUUCCACCACAUCACGAUGUUCACCAAGAAGCUGCGAAGCGACCAGGACGAAGUACGCAACUUGACGUCGGGAAACUGGGAGGUGACAAAAAUUGUGGCGUACGACGAAAACAACCAGACUGUAUACUUCCUGAGCACAAAGGACGCUGCAGAACACAGACACCUAUACAGUGUGUCGACUCUCAGCUCGUUUCCACGGCGAUGCCUCACCUGUGGACUGCGAGAGGGAUGCACCUUCUUCGAUGCCAACGUCAGCCCAGACGCACAGCACGCCAUCGUGCACUGUCAAGGUCCCGGAGUUCCAGCUGUGCUGCUCGUCAGUCUCGCCGACGUGGACUCGUAUUUCGUCUUGGAGAACAACCUCCCCCUGCGCUCGGCGCUGGAGACUAAAAGGAUGAUUCGGACGGAGAUCACUAACACAACCUUUGGGCUGCCUCUGAAGCUCAUCUAUCCUCCUGACUUCUCUGACUCCUACAUCUACGGCCUUCUUCUUAUUGUCGACAGCUCUCCAGGCACCCAGACGGUGACGGAGGAGUUCAGGCUGGAGUGGGACUCGGUGCUGGCAGGAUUGGCGCAGGUCAUCGUGGCGCGGAUUGAUGGCAGGGGGUCAGGGUUCAGAGGUCAAAGUUUUUCACAGCAGAGGCUCGGCAUAGCGGACGUGGAGGACUACAUAGCAGCUCUGAAUUUCCUGGCGGAGCGGCCGUUCAUCGAUCGCACUCGUGUUGGAGUCUUCGGCGAGGGCUACGGUGGCUACCUUGCGCUGAUGAUGCUGAAGUCGACAGAGAAGCUGAUCAGCUGCGCAGCUGUUUGCGCUCCCGUCACCGACUGGAGCAUGUACGCCUCAGCCUUCUCAGAGAGAUACUUCGGCUCACCUUCAACUGACGAGAGCAGAUACCAAGCUUCCAAAGUGCUGUCCGGCAUGAAAAAUCUGGGAGGAACUCUAUUCCUGGUCCACGGCACUGCUGACGCCAAUGUUCACUUCCAGCACUCGGCCGAGCUCAUCAAGCACUUAAUAAAGAUAGGAGCCAACUACACUAUGCAGAUCUUCCCAGAUGAAGGCCACUUCCUAUCAAGACGCAGCCAGAUUCAGCUGACUCACUCCCUAAUUGGAUAUUUCAGAGGAUGUCUCCUCGAUGCGUCAUUGUUACUCAACCAACGGGAUGACGAGUGAGAGGGAACGGGCUCGCUACUGUUUCUGAGCGUGUGUGUGUGUUUUAUACCUGUAGCACAAUGUUUGACAGACAGGAAAAGCUUCUUAUUGACAUAUCAGAAUAGUCUGUGUCACCUCAGUAGAAAUAAGUUUUCACCUGCUGUCAGAGGUUGUCAGUGACUGUCCCUAGAUUUAUCACCUCUUUCCUUUUUUGUCCUGGUGGCACAAACAAGCCUGUGAAAGAAGCAUUUAGAACUGUUCAAGCUUCAAACUGUGAGAAAACUGUGAGAUCUUGUUGGAGUUGUUAAUCGGAGUUCAAAUAUAAUUGAGAAAUUGCAUUUUUUUAACCUUUAAGGUUUAGAUUAGUUUAAAAUCUGUGAAUCCUUGUUGCCUAGAGUUUAACGGCUGAUUCAGAAACCUGUUGUUCAAGGUGUGAUUGAGACGUUCCUCCGUCAAAACAACUUAAAACGGUCCAUGUAUUCAAAUAUCACCAACCAGCACAAAAACCAACUCCUUUUUCCAGUUUAUUCCUGAUCAUUAGUAGAGGAGGAGCUGUUUGAGGCAGUGUCCCAGUGAGGCAGAUGUGUUAAAAUACAGCUAAUGCUACAGUCACACCAGGGAAAACAACAGCAACAAGUGGACGUCCAAUCUUGUUGCCUUUUAAAUUAUUGCUUCGACUUCGGUGCGUCGAGGCAGUGAUGAAACUUACGGUUUAACCCUCUCAGGCUCAAAUUUAGUUUUUGUUGCUAAUGCACAAAAGAAU
Pundamilia nyererei is the source of this 3061-nucleotide messenger RNA. RefSeq names its product inactive dipeptidyl peptidase 10-like. NCBI's taxonomy places the organism in Eukaryota, Metazoa, Chordata, Actinopteri, Cichliformes, Cichlidae. Gene Ontology annotation, cellular component: plasma membrane; voltage-gated potassium channel complex. Gene Ontology annotation, molecular function: potassium channel regulator activity; serine-type peptidase activity. Gene Ontology annotation, biological process: regulation of potassium ion transmembrane transport; proteolysis. The transcript is spliced from 27 exons. The record is from RefSeq and is a predicted model, not a curated record. Bases 52 to 2319 code for a protein of 755 amino acids.